Molecule: messenger RNA, 2603 nt
Organism: Alternaria rosae
Lineage: Eukaryota; Fungi; Ascomycota; Dothideomycetes; Pleosporales; Pleosporaceae
Product: amino acid permease-domain-containing protein
Exons: 8
Coding region: 250-2256 (668 amino acids)
Biological process (GO): amino acid transmembrane transport
Cellular component (GO): membrane
Molecular function (GO): amino acid transmembrane transporter activity
Source: RefSeq, a predicted model, not a curated record
GUUGAUGGACAACAAGUAAGGCAGACAGAGAGGCCGACCGGUAUGGUCUAAGCCUCGCCACAGGCGGAUUGGACAGUGAAGCUGAAGACGUGCCGAAUGGAGGCCAAAUAGUCACGAGGGUUCGCAUUCGUCGCGCAAGCAUCAUCUUCUAGUUCAAGGUCGCGGUCAACAUUCAUAAUUAAUUCACAACCACCCGUAGCCUGACGAGGUCGUACUUCGGUACGGAUUCGCCUGGGAAUCCCACGCAAAAUGGCUGAAGAAAAGCGCCCCCUUGACAGAUCGCCAUACUAUGUGACCCAUUCAGAACAUCUUGACCGUGUGCUCAGUAGGCCUCAACUGGCAGGCAUUGGUAUAUCCGGUUGCAUAGGUGGAGGAAUCUUCAUUACGUCCGGGGCACUGAUCGCUACCACUGGAUCUUUAGGGGCUGCUAUUAGCUAUCUAGUCGCAGGUGGUAUUGUUGCUUGCGUCAUGUACACUAUUACUGAGAUGGUUGCAUGUCGACCGUUGACCGGAGCUCUGAUUGAUCUACCUCACACAUUCCUAGACCCAGCCUGCGGUUUCGCUAUCGCAUCUAUGUACGGGCUAGGCAAGAUUUGUGCGAUGGCUACUCUUACAGCGAGUUCGGCGGAGCUGACUGCGCUUCUGAAGAGCGACCCAAAACCGCAUUCUGCUGGUGCUGAGGCAGCUAUAAAUAUAGCGUUCAUAGCCCUGACUACCCUUUCCCAUUGCCUCGGCGUCAAGCUGUAUGGCAAGAUCGAACGAGUCGUCAUGUGGUUCAAACUGAGCUUGCUAGUCCUUGUGUGUGUAAUGGGCGUGGUCUUGAACUUCUCCGGCGGCGGCCCGAGACAAGGAGAAUACUAUUCGAAUUAUACAACAUUCGGAUUUCCAUCAGACUGGAAGCCUAUUGGCCACAACAGUACCACUCCUGUCCCUCUCAAAAUGGCGGGCGUUUCCGACGAAGCUUUCGGCAUAUCCGGCCCCGGAGGCACACUGUUCGCUCUCAUUACUUCAAUAGUUUUAGCCAUGUUUUCUUGCUUUGGAGCAGACCUGGUCGCCAUGACAGUCGGUGAAGCAAAGAAUCCUUGGAGAGACGUACCCAUCACCAUGUCUUUCGUCUACAUCGUUCCGCUCAGCAUAUACCCGUUCGCGAUGCUAGCUGCUGGAGCAAACGUCAACUAUGCAGACCCGCAGCUUCCGAAGAUAUGGGCGAGAGGCGGCUAUGCUACGAAGUCAGCGUUCGUGAUAGCGGCCGAAGAGUCUUCUCUCCAUGCACUACCCAAAGUUCUGAACGGACUCUUCAUUCUAUCGGCAUACACUACAGCCAACACCGAUCUCUACGCCGCAUCUCGUAGCGUGUUCAUGCUUUCACAACAGUACCUUCCAAGAAACGUCGCAAAGGUCUUUGGUCGGACUAACAAUGGACACACACCUUUGGCGGCCAUCUUGCUUUGCUCGGCACUCGGGUUCUUAUCUCUGAUAGGCUUGGCCGACAAGACUGGCUCACAGCCGCGCAUCACACUCUCCGAACUGUACACAGGCACUGCGGCAUGCAUCUACCUCACUCUGUGCAUCACUUUCCUGCGCUUCAAAGCCGGUCUUGACCGAUUAGCGCGGCGGCAGAUCUUCGGUCGCAACCAUCCACUCUACAUAUCACGCCUGUUCAAGUCUCGAUGGCAACCACUGCCUGCAUAUAUCGGGAUUUUCGGAAGCGCCUUCGUUCUUGUAUGGUCUGGCGUUCCGCCACUAGUCAUUCUCGUUGCGAAGGGCAGCCUCACUUCCACAGACAACCUGAAGUCUACCAUCAGUCUCGCUUUCGACGUUCUUGGAGCAUACAUCGGCCCCUUCUUGUUCGCAUCUCUGUACAUUUCAUACAAGUACAUAUAUCCCCGAACAUCCGAAGUUGACCUCCGCAACCUUACGGUAGAAGACUACGUCCUGGAAGAUCUAUCUAGCAUCGAGCUCGAAGGCCCAGUCUCCGAACCUCCAGUGCCGCGACAUCGGUUUGGUUCGUACGAGAUGGACGCCCAGCAUGACGGCAUUGUGAGUCCUACGAGCACCUUUGAAGACCCAUUCAAGCAGGAGCAGGUGCAUCUUAGUGUAAGCAUGGAUCCCAUGAUGCAGGAGGAGAUGGAAGCGGAGGCUUCGAGAAAUAACGAAAGAGCGCGGAUAGAGCAGAUUUUGGAGAGAAGACCAGCGCGAUUAGCACGCGGUGUGUGGCGAGAGAUCUGGAGCUUUGUAAUUACGGAUAAGGACUAAGUGCAGGUAAACAGGCCUAGCUAGUGCGUACAUCGACUCUCUUGGACAUCUAGAACUCUGAUGUAACAAUGUGAACCUAUCUUCGAAUUGGCCUAGCUUAGACGAAGUCAGUACCUGUCACGAUGGCACUCAUGGCGCCGUUCGGCCCUAUUCCACAACGGCAGUCGUAUUUCGAUGUCGGAAUGUGGAGUGCCCAAGUGCGGACAUGGUUUUGCGAUGGAGCGCGGCCGUCGGGAGAACUCGGGGUUGAAUCACGUGUCGGGUGUCGGACAUUGUGGAGCGACGAGAUGCACCGAACAGCGAACAUGGCUAGCAUCGGCAAGAAAAUGGAUAUUUCAUGUGUUUAA